AUGACAAUUCUGACCAUGGAAUCACUGGACAUACCACCAUCCAGUGCUUUUUCUAUAUUCAUUUUUAGCAUCAUUAUCUACUCCUUAAUUUUGUUCUUCCAUUCUGUGUUACUUGUGACUAUUGCUGCAAAAAGAGAUCUGCAUAAACCUAUGUACAUACUGCUAUUUAAUUUGUCCAUAUGUGACCUUAUAGGAGCUACAAGUUUUUAUCCACAGCUGGUUUGUAGUAUACUGUCCCAGAAUAGAGCAAUAUCAUACCCUGCCUGUGCCUUACAAGGCAUCGUUAUCCACAUCUACAGGGGUGGGUCACUUUUAUUUCUCACUGUUAUGUCUUAUGACAGAUAUAUUGCUAUUUGCAAACCUUUAAGAUACCAUAAUCUGAUGACACUAGGGACCUUGAUAAAAAUCAUUUUUAUGGUUUGGGUUUUUAAUUGUGCACUGAUUGGGAUUUUAUUCACACUCACACUAAGUAAAGAAAUCUGCAGGACACAUAUAGUGGACACAUUCUGCAAUAAUCCUUCUUUAAUAAGGUUAAUCUGUGAGGAUACACGAGCAAUUAAUCACUCUGGCUUGUUUACUAUAGCUCUUUUUCAAGGUUGUUCCAUACUAAUUGUAUCAUUAACAUAUAUCAAAAUCCUAAUUACCUGUCUUUCUACAAAACAGAAAAAUUCUAUAAGUAAGGCAAUGCAGACCUGUGGGACACAUUUAGUUGUUUUUCUAACUUUUGAGGUUAACACAUUCUUACUACUGAUUUCUCACAGGUUAGAAGCAGUAUCUCCACACUUAAGAAGAGCUUUUGGUGUUUCAAUUGUAAUAUUUCCUCCAUCAACCCUCUAA
Neoarius graeffei (lesser salmon catfish) is the source of this 837-nucleotide messenger RNA. RefSeq names its product olfactory receptor 2W1-like. Gene Ontology annotation, cellular component: membrane. NCBI's taxonomy places the organism in Eukaryota, Metazoa, Chordata, Actinopteri, Siluriformes, Ariidae. The transcript has a single exon. The coding region runs from base 1 to 837 and encodes 278 amino acids. The record is from RefSeq and is a predicted model, not a curated record. Gene Ontology annotation, biological process: G protein-coupled receptor signaling pathway. Gene Ontology annotation, molecular function: olfactory receptor activity; G protein-coupled receptor activity.